UGAUGAUGAUCAUCUAUGAGUUGCUGAGGAACGGCAAGCGCACCACUUUGCGGGCCAUUUAUUAUAAAGUUGCUCCUAUGUUCAAGAAUCAGAAGGAAUGUGAUUCAACCAUAGAUGAUAUUGCUUGCUUCCUAUUAUGCCGUCGCGAAAAUCUCAACAUCGUUGCAGCCGACAAAGGGGAGGUGGUCGGAAAUCUAUCCUAUACUGUGGAAGGUGAUAGAAUUGAAUGCUUGAAGAGAUCUCAGGUGAUUCCUGAUUCAAAGGGGUUGGCAGGUAUUCAGAGUAAAGCUAGAUUUAUUUUGGUUAUUGAAAAACACUCUACGUUUUUUGAACUAUGUGAGCAUCAGUUUUUCGAUAAAAUGCCAUGUAUACUCAUUACAGCAAGGGGGUACCCCGAUGUGACCACAAGGAGGUUCCUGAAUAUCUUGAGUGUGGAACUCAAGAUUCCGGUAUUCGGUCUAUUUGACUCAGACCCAUUCGGAUUUCAUAUAUUUUCUGUUUACAAAUGUGGUUCGGAAAACAUGUCCUACGACUCUGCAAAUUUGACCACGCCGGAUAUGAAGUGGCUGGGAAUUCUACCAUCCGAUAUCGGGAAAUACAAUAUUCCUAGGUUCUGUGGCAUAAAUAUGACAGAGUAUGAUAUUUUAAGUUGCCAUAGGAUGUUGAGAGAGAAGAAUAUUGUCAGUGACCAUGAUUCUUUGAAG
Trifolium pratense (red clover) is the source of this 704-nucleotide messenger RNA. RefSeq names its product DNA topoisomerase 6 subunit A3-like. Gene Ontology annotation, cellular component: nuclear chromosome. Gene Ontology annotation, molecular function: ATP binding; DNA topoisomerase type II (double strand cut, ATP-hydrolyzing) activity; DNA binding. Lineage: Eukaryota; Viridiplantae; Streptophyta; Magnoliopsida; Fabales; Fabaceae. The annotation marks the transcript as partial. The record is from RefSeq and is a predicted model, not a curated record. The transcript has a single exon. Gene Ontology annotation, biological process: meiotic DNA double-strand break processing; meiotic DNA double-strand break formation; reciprocal meiotic recombination.